UGUAGGUCGUUCGGACUGACAGCCCUCCAAAGGACUCAUCCAAUCAAAAUGUCACUUUAAUAUAUGGGAGCGCUUUUUACGGUCUCGUCUUGCCAACAAACACUCUAGGGUCUUCCCGCGAGACCAGCUGAUAGGAACAGCGGUAAUCAAGCUGGUACAAAAGUUUUGCAACAUCUUUUUCAGCUAUUCAUCUUUUUACUGGGAUUGGAUAUGUGGUUCAGUGGUACUCAGCCUAAAACUCAAAUUGAGGAGGCCAAUCGUCAUCUCAGUGCUUUGACAACUCGCAUAAAAGAAUUAGAAGAACAACUGGAAAUUAAGGAACAAGAACUGAAUAGAAAAGAGGAGGACUUCAACACAGUUAUGCAGGAGGUGCAUGUUAAGCGUGAAGCUGAAAUCAAUAGUUUAAACGAAUUAAUCUUCAAGCAAAAUGUCAAACUUCAACGUUUAGAACGUGAUUUACUCAACCGUGAUUCAGAGUUAAGCGUUUUGCGUAAACGUUGUCGUAUGUUUGAUGAAGUACUUCGGUAUAAGUCCACACUAGCCAAACUGACUAUUACAAUGGAACAAGCUGAACAAUAUGCAAACCUGACAGCUAAAAGUUACCCUGUUAAUAAUAAUACUAAUAGUGUAAAAGAGUCUUUCGAUGUCAUCAAUACGGAUCCGGCACCUCUUAUGAUACGUGAUGUUGAUAUAAACGCGAAUGGUAAUCAUUCAACAGAAAAUAAUAAUUUGAUCGAACAAGUUGGCAAAACAUUUGUUCAGUCGGACGGUCAACGAACAAAAACAUUAGCUCAUAUUGUUAGUAAUGGUCAGAUGUGAUAAUUUUUUUUUAUAUGUGUGAACGUGUAUACUUUCAUGUUAUACACAUUCUGUUCACAUCCCUAGCUAACUGGCUGUGAAAUACAUUUAUUUGCAAACAAAGGUGUAUGCUGAUUAUUUCAGUUUUAUUUUUAAAAUUUUUGGCAUUUUUUAUAAGGCGAACUACAACGGGUGAUUUUUCUUUUAAAUGUAUUUUAUUGCUUAUAAUAUGCAUGGUGUACUUCCUGUAUUGUAAUUUUCACAUAAUCACUCCUGUUCACUAUGUAAUUCAAAAAGUAUUUGAUUUGUAUGCAAACUGUGUUUACAGUUAGCUUGGCUGGUUAACGUUUUUACUGGCGUGAUAAUGGUAAUCUGAGUUGAUUGUGAUGUAAACUCUUGUAUAUUAUGAAGCUGCUAAUGAAAUUGGAGUAUUUACCUUAUAUAAUUGUUUUCGUUCAAUCUAUAUGCUUUAACUACUAAUGCUCUAUAUCUUUUUAUAUGAGGAGAUUAGAACAGUGAGUGCAACAGAAUCACCUAGUGAUGUAGAAGG
Trichobilharzia szidati is the source of this 1348-nucleotide messenger RNA. Lineage: Eukaryota; Metazoa; Platyhelminthes; Trematoda; Strigeidida; Schistosomatidae. The record is from the annotation of a GenBank genome assembly.